Molecule: messenger RNA, 681 nt
Organism: Psilocybe cubensis
Lineage: Eukaryota; Fungi; Basidiomycota; Agaricomycetes; Agaricales; Agrocybaceae
Exons: 7
Coding region: 1-681 (226 amino acids)
Source: RefSeq, a predicted model, not a curated record
AUGCCUUCCGAGCUAUUUGUUUUGACUUCAGCAGACAGAACCCUGACAGGAGCACAGACUUUACGCGGGUGGUACUUGCCUGAAGCAGCGCAUCCCUACUACUUGCUCGCCCCACACGCAACCAUCGAUUUUGCCGCGCCAAAGGGGGCCAAUCCGCCGCUAGACGAAAGUAGCGUGAAAAAAUACGGCACUCACCAGCGUACGCAGCUAUACAAAGAUGAGGAGUCUGUCAGGUUUCUUACCGAUCCUGUGCACAAAAAGCUGUCGGAGGUGCAGUUCCGCGAUUACGAUGCUAUUUUUUACGUUGGGGGGCACGGGCCUGUAAUUGAUCUUCCAACCGAUAAGGACAACAUCAAGUUGAUUGGAGAGGUAAGCCCGCCAAACAGAGGUCGUGCUGAAGAAUGGGUUUACAACCUUUUGGGGAACGCCGACGGCAAGUUAAAUUUUGCAGGACGAACGUUCACUGGAUUCUCAAACGAAGAAGAAGUUCAAGUCGACAAAGUCGCGGACAUCCCAUUUUUGCUGGAGGAUAGGAUUCAAGAUCUCGGAGGCAAAUAUGUCAAGGCUGAUAAAGCUUGGGGUGUGAAAAUUGCGGUCGAUGGGAAGCUCAUUACGGGCCAGAAUCCUGCCUCUGCUUCCGCUGUUGGAAAGGCACUUCUCCAGGCUCUUGGGGUACAUUAA